Physella acuta is the source of this 2072-nucleotide messenger RNA. Its product is annotated as caspase-6. Lineage: Eukaryota; Metazoa; Mollusca; Gastropoda; Physidae. The record is from RefSeq and is a predicted model, not a curated record. Gene Ontology annotation, biological process: proteolysis; regulation of apoptotic process. Gene Ontology annotation, molecular function: cysteine-type endopeptidase activity.
AUUUAUUAGCCUUUAUUAUUUUUACCACUUUAAUGAAGGAUAAGAAAAAGAUAUUCUAAGAAUACUUUUUAAGCCUAUUCUUAGACGUCUUAGAGUAAUCUAUCGUUUUUAAAAAUCGCCCGCGGCUAAUGUAUAUAUAAAACACCAGUUUGAUACACUUUAAAAAUAAAUUAACAUGGAUCCGAGACAUAAGAAAAUAUUGCAGACAUCCUAUAUAAAACUUACUGAAGAACUAGGCCCAGGAAUCAACCAGGUUUGUGCUGAACUUCGAGCCAAAAAUAUCUUGACAAAUCGAAUGUAUGAGGAUAUUAUAGAGGGCAACAUUACUAAAAGUGCAAAAGCUGAAGCUCUCUUGAAUAUUCUUCCCACCAGAGGGCCUUAUGCCUUUGAAACUCUUUAUAAAGCUGCUUUACAAUUUGAACUAUACAAUGUAGCAGACAUUCUAAAACCUGAUAGAAGACCCCACUGGAGUGCGGAAGAAGCUACUAGUCCUGACCAAGAUACCUCAAAUAGUGAUUCUACUGGAGCUAUGCUUCAACCAGAGAGGGCAUCUGUUGCUGGCUCUGCAAUUGCUAAUGAUUCUACUAACACUUUGAGUCAGACAGAAAAUAAAUUGCCAGAAAAACAAGCUGAUCAAGUUAACACAAAAGAAUAUUCAGCCAAUGCCAGUUCAGAUAUCAGCCUGUCAGCAUUACCUCAAAAUAAUAAACCAGAAGUUGUUGAACCUCAAUCAAGAUUAGUCACUUCUUCAUCUUAUGCCGUGCCUAAAGACUGGGCAGAGAAAACUGUUGUAACUGUGACUGAUGCAAAUAUGCUAAAACUUUUUGAGGAAGCUCAAGCAGACAGUGCUAAAAUUUACAAGAUGCAGAAUAAGUGUCGAGGUCGGGCUAUCAUUUUUGAUAAUGAAUACUUUGAUAAAUUUAAACGAAGAAAUGGAACUGCUGUAGAUAAGAAAGCUAUGAAGAAACUAAUGGAAGAUCUUUCCUUUACUGUCAAGGUUUAUGAUAAUUUGAAGAGAGCUAAGCUUGUUACUGAACUUCAAUAUGAGCUUAACUUAGUCACAGACAACGAUGAAUGUUUUGUGGUGAUAUUUUUAUCUCAUGGCCAUGGAGGCUAUGUGUUUGGAACUGAUGGAAAAAUGGAAAAUGGCAUUCCUGUAAAUGCCAUAAGUGUACAGGAAAUCCGAGACAUGGUCUGCAAACAAGGAAAGCUUUUGAACAAACCAAAGCUGUUCUUUAUCCAAGCUUGUCGUGGAGGCAAAGAUGAUGUAGGAAUAGAAGUGGUGGAAGAAAAUUAUAAAGAAGCAAAAGCUGUGGCUGAAAGGUUGACAGAAAGUGAAACCUCUGAUGGGACUGUUCCAACUUAUGCUGAUUGUUUCAUAGCUCUUGCCACUACAGAGGAGUAUGUGGCAAUACGCAAUAUUAUAAAUGGCUCAUGGUUCAUACAAACUGUUGUGUAUGUGUUUAGCAAGUUUGCACACCAGUGUGAUAUCAAUACAUUGAUGACAAAGGUGAAUGAAUGCAUUGCAGACAAAGUUUCAUCCAAAAAAACAAAACAAAUGUCAGAAGUGACCCACACAUUAAGGAAAACCUUCUAUUUUUUCCCUGGUCUGCUUAGGCAAUCUACAAAAGAUCAAGGAAGAGAAACAACUUCAUAAUAAAUGGCAACUUUUAGAAAUUGUAAAGAUGUCUUUUUAUGUGAAAAAGUAAAAUAGAAACUGUAAAAGCAAUUAUUUUAUUUCCAAACAUAUUGAAUAGCUUUUAAAUUCACACACAAUUAUAAGCAAAUAUAAGUUUUACUGUAAAUUGAGUCUUCUGCAAAUUUUUACUUUUAUUUUUACACUUUUAUUUGUGAUAUUGAAAUAACAAAAUAUAAAUAAUGGUCCCUAGGCAGUUAGUUUUGAUAAUUUACACCCAUUUUCUGUGGUCAUUUCAAACUUUGUAACAAAAUAGUAACAUAGAAUGUCUAUGACAACUAGUAAGUCAUGUGGUCCUGCAAUCUACCCUCUGAACACCCGAGUUUUUAUGUUCUACCUAGGGGUCAUCCAUAAAUGACGUCACACUCGUAGGGGG